This is a messenger RNA of Vigna radiata var. radiata (mung bean), 343 nucleotides long. RefSeq names its product trigger factor-like protein TIG, Chloroplastic. The record is from RefSeq and is a predicted model, not a curated record. NCBI's taxonomy places the organism in Eukaryota, Viridiplantae, Streptophyta, Magnoliopsida, Fabales, Fabaceae. Bases 53 to 328 code for a protein of 91 amino acids. The transcript is spliced from 2 exons.
UACUGGGAGGGCUUUGCAGGACUUAGUACGCAUAGCUACUAAGUUUUCUGAGAUGGAGGAGACAUAUUCUUCUCUUGGGUCUCUUAGAUAUGAUGUGAUUGUUGAUGUUGCACCUGAAAUCAAAUGGAUUCCUGAUAAUAAUGCAUACAAAAAUUUACAGAUUGUUGUUGAGAUAGAUAGAGAUAUAGAUGCUCAAAUAACAUCUGAACAAGAAUUUAAAAGGCGAUACAAGUCCAUUGGUGCACUGAAAGUGGUUAUUGAUAGAGGGUUACAGGUGAUUAAAUUUAAUUUAUUCAAGUCUGCUAAUUAUUUUUUCCUUUUAAAAUGAUUAUUUACUAGAAAA